GGAGAUCUGCUAAUCAGCCCCGAUGGCAGGAGGAAGGGCCUCCUGAGUCAAUUAGAUUGGGACCACGUGGACGCCGGGCACUCAGGAACAGAGCUGCACGCAGGUAGCAUCUCCCUUGUAGAGAAAGUUCUCAAGGUAUCAUGGCCCGUGCAGAAUCUCCACGUGAGGUAUUUGAAGAAGCAGAUGAGGAUGUGCUGAUUACCUCGGUUGAUGAAUCAGAGGAUCUAUUGCCUGGCCCAGACUCUCAGGAGAUGCUGAUGCUGCCACCCAGUGGACAGAAGCCGCUGGUGAACAAGCGACGUCAGCCUGGGGUGAUGCCACCCAAGAGAGUUUCACUUUACGGGCUGGUGGAUGGUAAACCUGUAAGGAUAAACCCGAAUGGACCGUGGAACGCACAUGUUUGGGAACGUAUUGUGUUGGUCUCUGAUGGUACCAGUCAUAAGGGGACUCGAGUGGCGAGGAGGGAGAAGAUUCUUCAGAGAAUUACACGCUCGACUUUAGUUAAGCAUUUUGAUUGUGUCAGGCGCGAUGUGUCGCGGGGCCAGACGCGCUUGCCCUGUGUUCUCUCCCAUUUCAGAGAAGGCGACGUAGACUGGUGCUGGAUCAGUACGCCCCACAACGACUACGUGCAGGAGUGCGAAGAGCCAAGGCGUGUGGUCAGGAUGCAACCAUCCCCUGCUAAAGUGGACGUUCCGAUGCAGGAAUUGAGCCCUCCGGAGUUCGAUCUGCGUCAGCAGCUUCAGGCCGUUCCGUCUGUCCAGGCCAUGAGUUCGGAGGACAACUGUAAUGGUUGA
Messenger RNA from Nothobranchius furzeri (turquoise killifish), 794 nucleotides. Lineage: Eukaryota; Metazoa; Chordata; Actinopteri; Cyprinodontiformes; Nothobranchiidae. The record is from RefSeq and is a predicted model, not a curated record.